GCUGAGAUGUUCUGCUGCCUGGGUUUCCUCUUCACGCCUCUCCCCACUCCUCUCCUUGUCGCCCUCUUCGCCGUUGGACUCUCGGCUUUUAUCUAUGUGCUGACGAAACCCAAGCCGGUUUUCCCCCCCAUAGACCUGAAGAAACAGUCCAUCGGCACCCAGGGCUGGGCUCGGAGAUGCGCUUUGCUGAAAGACGACAACCUCAUGUCUUAUUACUAUGACGACGCCAAAACCUUGUACGAAGUCUUUAUGAGGGGGGUCCGGGUUUCAGGAAACGGGAAUUGUUUGGGGUUCAGGAAGCCGAACAAACCUUACGAGUGGGUGACCUACAAAGAGGUGGCAGACAGGGCAGAAUUCUUUGGGUCCGGACUGGUCCAUAAAGGCUGUAAACCCUCCCCCGACCAGUUCAUUGGAGUCUUUUCCCAGAACCGACCAGAGGUAGUGAUUGCGGAGCUGGGCUGUUAUACGUACUCCAUGGUUGUGGUUCCGCUGUACGAUACGCUGGGAGCUGAAGCCAUCGUGUUUAUCGUUAACAGAGCCGAGCUGUCCGUCGUCAUCUGCGAUAAGUCAGACAAGGCUCGUAUUCUUUUGGAUAACUGCGAGAAACAGCUGACCCCCGUGCUAAAAAAAAUCAUCGUGAUGGAGCCGUUUGAGAACGACGUGAAGGACCGCGGAGCCAAGUGCGGCGUGGAGGUCCUGCUGAUGAAGGACGUGGAGGACCUGGGCAAAGAGAACUUCAGAAAGGCCGUGCCUCCUAAACCGGAAGAUUUGUGCGUCGUGUGCUUCACCAGUGGGACCACAGGUGACCCUAAAGGAGCCAUGCUGACCCACGAAAACGUUGUGUCGGAUGCAGCCAGUUUCCUUAAAAACACAGAGAGUACCUUUGCGCCCCAGACCUCGGAUAUCACGAUCUCCUACCUGCCGAUGGCGCACAUGUUUGAGCGAGUGGUCCAGACAAUUGUAUUCUGUUCCGGAGCGAAGGUCGGCUUCUUCCAAGGAGACGUGCGGCUACUGACAGACGACAUGAAAACACUGAGGCCGACGGUGUUCCCGACGGUGCCGAGGCUGCUGAACCGAAUUUAUGACAAGAUACAAAGCGGGGCGCAGACGCCGUUCAAGAAACGCCUCUUGGAGUUUGCAGUGGCGCAGAAGUUUUCGGAAGUCAAACAGGGAAUUAUCCGGAACGACAGCGUCUGGGACAAGCUGAUAUUUAAGAAGGUCCAGGACACGAUGGGCGGCCGGGUCCGGAUUAUGGUGACAGCCGCGGCUCCCAUUUCAGAAAACGUUCUGUCCUUCCUCAGGUCUGCCCUGGGAUGUCAGAUUUUUGAAGCAUACGGUCAGACAGAAUGCGGCGCAGGCUGCACAUUUUCAACUCCAGGAGACUGGACGGCAGGUCAUGUUGGGGCGCCGUUGCCGUGUAACGUUGUGAAAUUAGUAGAUGUGGUAGAUAUGAAUUACUUUGCGUCUAACGGAGAAGGAGAGGUUUGUAUCAAGGGACCCAACGUGUUCAAAGGAUACCUGAAAGAUCCAGAGAAGACAGCCGAGGCCUUGGAUGAAGACGGGUGGCUUCACACCGGGGAUAUCGGAAAAUGGCUGCCAAACGGGACCCUGAAAAUAAUCGACAGGAAGAAGAACAUUUUUAAGCUGGCGCAGGGAGAAUACAUCGCUCCGGAAAAAAUAGAGAAUGUGUACGUGCGAAGCGGGCCCGUGGCUCAGGUGUUUGUUCACGGAGACAGUUUGAGGGCUUGUCUCGUCGGGGUGGUGAUUCCUGAUCCUGAGGUUUUGCCCGAUUUCGCAGCGAAACUCGACGUGAAGGGAUCCUACGAAGAACUCUGCAAAAGUGCGGUUGUAAAGAAAGCCAUACUGGACGAUAUGACUAAAGUGGGGAAACAAGCCGGACUUAAGUCAUUUGAACAGGUUAAAGAUAUCUACGUUCAUUCCGAAAUGCUGACUGUCGAAAACGGCUUCCUGACACCGACGCUAAAAGCCAAGAGGGCAGAAGUCGCCAAACACUUCCGACCCCACAUCGAAGAAUUAUACACCAGCCUGGGGGAAUAAAGAGCGAUCCGCGCUGCCCCGCGCCGGGGUCAAUCCCGCUGCAGCAAAAAGGGGACGUUUAUACAAAACAACGCGCAGCAAAGCAACGGCUGCAAUUAUUUCUUCAUCCAUUAAAGCAUCGCCGGCUUCACGCAAUAAAUGGAUACGACGAUGACGGCGGCGACGACGCCGAGCCGCUUCAAUCCGGACACAGAGGGGAUUUAAUUCUUCUUUUGGCCAAACACAUAAUGUGUUUUUUGUACAUUGUACAUGUAACUAGAAUUAUAAUAAAAAUAUUAAAAUUUAUUAGGCAAA
Spea bombifrons (plains spadefoot toad) is the source of this 2352-nucleotide messenger RNA. RefSeq names its product acyl-CoA synthetase long chain family member 5 (gene ACSL5). Gene Ontology annotation, cellular component: membrane; endoplasmic reticulum; mitochondrion. Gene Ontology annotation, molecular function: arachidonate-CoA ligase activity. The coding region runs from base 7 to 2058 and encodes 683 amino acids. The record is from RefSeq and is a predicted model, not a curated record. The transcript is spliced from 20 exons. Gene Ontology annotation, biological process: long-chain fatty acid metabolic process. Lineage: Eukaryota; Metazoa; Chordata; Amphibia; Anura; Pelobatidae.